Macrosiphum euphorbiae (potato aphid) is the source of this 1794-nucleotide messenger RNA. NCBI's taxonomy places the organism in Eukaryota, Metazoa, Arthropoda, Insecta, Hemiptera, Aphididae. The record is from the annotation of a GenBank genome assembly.
AUGGGUGAGAGCAUCAGUGAUCAAGAAUUGCGACGACGUCUGUUGACCUUCAACACCGUCGUCCCUCCGGUCACCGAUUCGACCAGAAGAUUGUUGGCGAGAAAACUUGCAGAUCUUGAGAGCCGCCAUUCGAGCCAAAUUGAUUCGCCCAAAUCAAACGAUAUAUCCUUGAUAAAUGUAUCGAAUUGGAAUCAUUCUGCUAGCGAAGAUGAAGACAAAAACUCUUAUUUGUUUACAGAAACUAGAAAGUUUUCUAACAAACUACCUGAAAUACAGACUGAAAAAAAAAAACCAAGACUUUAUGACUCUAAUGUUAGCUUAACCCCAAGAGAACCUAUUUUUCGAAGUCCACGUUCGAAUCCUGUCACUGAAACACCUUAUGCGGAUCAAGCUAUUCAAAGGUGGAAAGAAAAAAUGAUGAAUCAAUCCCAAACAGAUAACAUCAAUGUGUCAAAUACUUCACAGUUUGAUUUUCCAUCACCUGUUUCAUCAAUUUAUUCUCAAAAUUCGAGGAGAUAUAUUCAACCAACACAGCAAAGGCAUUUGGGAAAUGGCUAUACAAGAAAUACUCAGUAUAUAAUACUACUUUUUAUUGGUUUUUUUGUAGUUAUUUUUGGAUUAUAUUUCACUUCUAUACAAUCAAGUACAGUUGUGUUACCUCCAGGUAUUUUGAACUCUUUAUGUGCCAAAAAAAAUCUAGAAGGGUUUGACUGUGAAACAGAACAAGAAAGAGUACAAAAAUUAUAUAGCUCUUUGGUAUCCCAAGUUCAAGAUAAAUAUAUCAAGAAUCAAUGUGAAACCUCAGAUAUAGAACCGACUGUGGACGCUCAAACUAUAUUUGAAUAUAUUUCAACCCAUGAAAAUUUACCAUCCAGGGAAAUAGAAGAAUUAGUUGAAUUAUUUAAAAGUAUUGCCAAAACCUAUUCUGAUUCGCCAAUUGGAUUUGACACUACGUUUAAUAUCAAUAUACAGCCAAAUUUACCUAUUCUGUGUGCAGUUAAAAAUAUUUUUACAAACAUGUUCUAUCUUAUUUUGUGGCUAGGAAUAGUUUCAUUGUCCCUCAUAAGCCUUUAUUUUGGAAUAUGCUACAUGACAACCAAAAGUGAAAAACAUAAACAUGAAGUUAAUCGCUUAGUUGAAAACAUAAUUGAUUUACUGAAACAACACGCUCAGUAUCGACCCAAUGAAGGUUACUUACCUAUCAUACAUAUACGUGAUCAAUUAAUUCCACCAAAUGAAAGACAAACAAAAUCUAAAAUUUGGGCUGAAGUUGAACAAUAUUUCACUGAAUCAGAAUCAAGAGUAAGAUCUGAGAUCCAACAAAUCGAUGGUGAAGACUUUCAAGUAUGGAGAUGGGUUCAACCUAUGUCCCCUGUCACAGCAAAAAAAAUUUGGCAAGGACAAGCAUUCGAAACUACUGAUGGUAGUAUGAACUCUCCUCAGCCAAGUCCUACUUCUUGUUUAAAAAUCCGUCAUAUGUUUGGACCAGAUUCUAUGCUAGGAGUUGAUUGUGAAUUACGUGUCAGAGAUGCUAUUCUCGAAAAGUGUGAGUCUACAGAAGUCUUACAUCUUUCAGUUGAUCGUAACAGUCAAGAAGGAUGUGUAUAUGUUAAAUGUGCCUCUCCUACUGAAGCAGGAAAAGCUUAUAGACAGUUACAUGGGUUCUGGUACGAUGGAAAACUGGUAACUGUGAAAUUUUUACGUUUGGAGCGUUAUCAUCAAAGGUUUCCAGAUGCUGUUAGUGUGACAGUACCUCUUACCCCAUCUAAUAAUGAAAAACGUUCAUUACAAUAA